Messenger RNA from Styela clava, 1722 nucleotides. RefSeq lists its product as uncharacterized. NCBI's taxonomy places the organism in Eukaryota, Metazoa, Chordata, Ascidiacea, Stolidobranchia, Styelidae. The record is from RefSeq and is a predicted model, not a curated record. Gene Ontology annotation, molecular function: RNA binding.
CCGGUAUUGUUAAGUUUGUAGGUAAAGAUUAGGUAUCGAACCUACAUUAUAAUAUUUUCUAGACUCGAGCUGCAAGGGCAGACCCGGGAUAAAUACCUAUGUAAAUCCUAUCAUUUAUGUUAAUAAUGGAAUACGGGUAAAGUGGUUGAUAGGCCUAGUCUUACGUUACAGACCUGAUGAUAUUUAUGUUAAUAGGCUACGGUAUGUCAACAGACAGAUGGACCCAAUCAAAUAAAGAAAUACCAGAAUACACUGUGUCAAUAUUCAAAUAUUUUUUAAAUGGAUGCUUUUGCUCAACGAUCAGAGAGUCAGGAGAGGAUUACGUUAACCUUAAGUUAAAUUAUCAACAUUGAAUGCUGGAAUGUGAAGUGCAGAAGUGUGUGAAAACUGAAAAAUAUUACUCUACUUUGUACUUGGUGACUGGUGUAGGAACUAUCACUCAGACUCCUGGACUCUGGACUUUGUCAGUAAUGAUCAAUAAUCUAUCAAGUUUUAUUGAUUUCACUGUAGUACCUACUGUAAAGCAUUUGUUUAACUUAUUGAAUUAUCGAUUUUGCUCUUCUUUUAAAAAAACAAGUAUUACUGUGUUAAGAUAAAAGUAGAUGAAAGAUGUUCCAGAAAAUUUCAAUUUGUAUUUCUAAUGUGAACUGUUUUUUUUACUCAAAUCGAUUAAUUCCCAGCAAAAUCUGCGCCAUUACAGCAUUACUUGCCUAUUAAAUUUGAGAGAAAUGGCUCGCUGUCCACCUGAUUGCAAAGUUUAUGUUGGAAAUCUUGGACAAAACGGUUCAAGAGAUGAAUUGGAACGAGAGUUCGGUCGUUACGGAAAAUUAAGAAAUGUGUGGGUUGCUCGAAAUCCUCCAGGGUUUGCUUUUGUUGAAUUUGAAAACCCACGAGAUGCGUCAGAUUCUGUGAAAUCAUUGGAUGGAAGAACGAUAUGUGGUGAACGUGCAAGAGUGGAAAUUGCAAAGGGACAACAAGGUGGUGGCCGAGGACGAGGUGGUCGUGGAAGAUUUGGAGGCAGGGGAGGAUUUGGUGGAGGGGGUGGAAGAGAUGGUUAUCGAGAUGGUGGACAUCGGGGACACAAUGACUACAAUACAUCUUAUAGAAGAAGGUCAAGGAGUCCGAGAAGAUAUUCAAGGAGCAGAAGUCGCAGUAGAGAUAAUGAUGAUAAUCACAGAUCUAAGGAUGGUAGUGCAUCCCCAAGGAGUCGCAGCAGUACACCAAAGCAGUACCGAAAUAAGAAUAGCAGGGAUUCUAGAUCGCCAUCUCCUGUCAACAACAGGGACAAGUCGGUAAGCCCAGAACCAAGGAAGCGAAGGAGUAGCAGUAGAUCAUCAGACCGUGACUAAAAGUUACUUUUGUUCCAGUAGUUGGUGCACAAAAACUUUGAGAAAUUUGAACAUUUUUGAAGAUGGAAUUUCUGAAAUUUUUAAGAUGUCCAUGUGAAUUUUAAUUGUUUUGUAUCUAUGGAUAUUGUUAGUAUUUUAUUCUGAUACUUGUCCAUUUUGUCCCUAGCUUAGCUUAAUUUCUGGAUUUUUAAAUGAUCUUUUACCAUAAAAUGACUGUUUUCAUUCUGUUUUUAUUUCUCCGGCAAUGAUUUCGACUAGCCAGUAUAUGUAUGAUGUCAGCAGAUGGAAACAACAGGACGAGAUUUUGACACUGCCAAGAUAUAAAAUACUACAAUAUCAUCUGUAUCUUGGAAAUAAAAAUACACAUUCUAAA